UUUGCACCAAGAAAUAGUAUAAUUACAAGGAUUAGUUAAAAAAAGUAUAUGAAUAUGAAGGGAUUUCCCACUAUUUUUCUUUUUAUUUGCUUUGUUUUAGUUAUUACAAAUUGUUUCAUGGUGGAAGCAGAUACAUGCAAACCCAGCGGCAAGCUUAGAGGGAAAAAGCCUCCUCCAGGUAAAUGUAACAAAGGCCAUGAUUCUGAUUGUUGCCAAGAAGGCAAGUUUUAUAACACGUAUACAUGUUCGCCGCCGGUUUCAAGUCAUACCAAGGCAACCCUAACUCUCAACGGAUUCGGUCCGAAGGAGGACGGUGGCGGUCCAUGUGAAUGCGACAACAACUAUCAUAAAGAUUCAGAAUUGAUCGUGGCGCUUUCGACGGGGUGGUUCAACAAGAAAAAACGGUGUAUGAAUUAUAUUAACAUUCAUGGUAAUGGAAAAACUGUUAAAGCUAAGGUAGUCGAUGAAUGUGACUCUACGAUGGGGUGUGAUGAUGAACACGAUUACCAGCCUCCGUGUGCCAACAACAUAGUCGAUGCCUCGGAUGCAGUUUGGGAUGCCUUGGGUGUGUAUGGAGAUAAACGUGGCGAAAUGGAGAUAUACUGGUCUGAUGUUUGAUUAUAUUUUUCUGCCUCUCCGUAUUUACCUUUGUUUCAAGCAAGGAUUGUGGUUCUUUACUCUUUAACUAUAUGAUAUUUGGUCCUUAAUUAUAUCUAAGGCCUGAAAAUAAAUUUUUAAUUUUAACUGUUUGGUCCUUAAUCUAGGGCCUUGUCCUCUUCUUAAA
This is a messenger RNA of Gossypium arboreum, 784 nucleotides long. Its product is annotated as putative ripening-related protein 1. NCBI's taxonomy places the organism in Eukaryota, Viridiplantae, Streptophyta, Magnoliopsida, Malvales, Malvaceae. Bases 49 to 618 code for a protein of 189 amino acids. The transcript has a single exon. The record is from RefSeq and is a predicted model, not a curated record.